CUUUCAACUACGUCGAGGCUUGCGCUUUAUGGGAUAACGCUUUUCGGUAAUUAUUGUUUUCUCAUAGCAUACCGUGUGAUCAUUGAAGUUUUUCAUUUUUAUUCUAGUCAAAGACAUGGCUCUUAGCGUUGCACUUCCCUUAACUGGCUUGGAGACAGAUAAUUUUAACUCGUUCAGCUCGUUUGGUCAUAUAAUUGAGAUCGCGGGUUUAUCUCAAUCGCAAUCGAGCCCAAGCCCGUCAGUGUCCAGUGAAUCUAGCGGUAUCGGUUCGCUAGGAUCACUCAAAUCCGAAUCAGUGAACAGUGACUCCCUGCCUUCAAGUCCUCAAACGACUGAAAAGAAAAUCUUCGAACCAGUCUUGCAGCUGCAGCCGCGCCCACAGGAGAAGAAAGCCGAAGAUGUCAAAGUUACGUAUGGUGGCAGAGACAUCCUCAAUCUGAUGGCAAAUCUCACUGACCCGAGAUGGAGCUAUCGUGCCACAAUAUUGCCACCAAAUAAUCCUGCAUUGUUUUUCGCAAAUCGCUCCCAGUAUCAUCGCUUGGGACCAUAUGGAACUCGCACACAGUAUGUAAAAGACAACUGCCGUCUCUGUGGAUUCACAUGGGUUGUGGCUGCUACAGAUUGAUGUGAUUUUCUGUCACAUUAAAUUUCGAACAAACAUUAAGUUGAAAGGGUACAACUGGGACACAUCAGGCUGCAUAUCAAUGUUUUUAUUUAUUCUGACUGUCACAUUUGCACUUCAGAACCAAUGACUCAACAAACAAUGUUCAACAGUUUUUACAAUUUUACCAAAACUGUCCAUAAUUAGUGUUUUGUUUAGAAAGGGCAGAGAUAAAAAUCAAUCAUUGUAUUGUUUGCUCACUUAUCAAAAUUUAUUUACUUUGUUUACAUUUAUUUUGAGAUGAAUCUUUAUUUCAUUGUUUGAAUUGUAGUUAUUGGUUUGUGACUAUCCUACUAGUAGUGUCUGUAUGCUUUCCUGCUGUGACCCAGUUCUACAGAUGACUGUGGAAUAUGUGGCUAUUGUUUCUCACGUUAAAGAUACAUUUAAUGUGACUUAAUACUGUGAUCUUAAUUUAAACAAGACAUUUUUGUACAAUUUCAUUAAAUAGAAACACACAAUGGACAUGCGAAUUAGACAUAGUUUCUAAUCACUUUUUGAAUUGUGUGAUAAUUAGGCUUAAUUUAAAAACAACAAUAUUUCUACUUGAAUAUUAUGCCAAAAAAAUUUACAUUUAUUCCAAAUCAACAUUACUAGCUCCCAUUUUCAAUUAACUUAAAAAAUCAUUUGCUAAAACAUAUCUCAAAACUCAAAUUAUUUUACUGUUGAAAUUUUAAAAUAAUAUAUUCAUUUUAUUUUAUUCUACACUUAGUUCCUCUUAGAAAUGUUAAUGAAUUAAUUUUUUUUUAUCCAAAGAAUAUUAUAUUAACAAUAAAUUGUUAGCCACAAUUUAAAUUGAUUAGUAUAAAGGACUUGUUCAGCUCAUGGAUUCCAAGUCCGGGUACUCUUAAAGCAAUAUUUAAAUUUUAGACAUAAACUUACAAUAACAUGAGCUACUUCCCACCAUAGUGUGUAAUAAUUAUUGUUUAAAUAUUGUUUUACUCUAUUCAUUAGUUUCUAGAUAUAAUUAUUAAGAUAUAUUCCACAGUCAUUUAUCAAUAGGAUUGUCAUUGUUUAAACCAAAAGGCUGCUUCUCGGAUGUUAUUUAAAUUUACGAUUUUGACGAGAUAGGCACGAAUUUAAAGCCAAGCUGUAGGUUAAUUUUUAAGGUCUAAUAACGAUUGUUGGAUUUUACCGUCCGAGCAUAUUAAUACAUAAAAGUGAUGACAUAUAGCUAUGAUCUAGACAGUUCCCAAAAACUCCCUAUAUGACUUGAUGAGAAAGCUUGAACACCUCAUUUAAUUAUAUGACGAGCCCAUACAAAACAUAGUCAAAUGGGUUAUCAGUGCAUAUCAUCACAAAUUAAUGCAGUGAUUAGAUAUUCUAAGGUAUUAGUAGUUGUUACAGACCGUUUUAAAACGUUUGAGUCAUUGAAUUGCCCAGAUACUGGGUUCCUAGUGAAAUUAUAAUAAGUGUCGUUACAGACUGGCAAUAUCUCUAUGUAUGUGCAUAUAUAAUAUUAAUGUACUAUUCAUGGUCUCUUUAAUUUAGUCAAGGUAUUUAAUAGUGUGAGUCUCUUGAAUAACAUAUAAGUAAAUGUAUAACAUACUAACUAAAUUAAUCAAUAAUUUAAUUGAUACUGUCCUCCUGUGCAAGUUUAGUUCUACUAUGUGGAGAUCAGCUUUAAAAUUUGAACUGGACUUUUUGUACACUAUUAUUAUUAAUGUUGACAUAUUUCCCACAAAGUUAUUUUUAUAAAGAUAAAAUAUUGAUACGAGACAAUACAUUAUAUAGUUCUCCAAAUUUUCUUUGUUAUAAAAAUGGAGUUCGCUUGACGGUCGGCAAAUUUUGGAGGGGACCAACAUCCGCACAUUUUCUUUUUAUGUUUUGAUGACCUAUGUUUAAAAUGUUAUGACCACAACAACAGUUUAUAGAGAUCUACAUUAAAUUAUACUUUAUUUUUAGAUGGAGUCAUAAAUGCAAGUCUGUUUUUUAUGUGUUUGUACAACGAACUGGGCUAUGAACACAAAAAAAUUAUAGUUAAAAUGUUAAACAAAUUGUUUAUUUAUAUAUUUAUUUAUGAUUCAGUGUGUAAUGACUGAACAUAUAGCAUAGAUCUCAGAAUGCAGCUGACAUGAGUACAUACUUAAUGCCUGUUUUAGAAGGCACCUCAUAUGAUAACUGUUUGCGAAUAAUGAAUGUAUAGUUCUGUUGAGAGGUGUCUUUGCUUGCCUAGUGUGCUAUAUCCUCAGUCACGCGCACUCGCACGGUUGUUAUUGGUUAUAAUGAAAUCAAUGUUGCAUUCAGAUUAUUUUUAGUUUUUAUCAUUAUAUUGUGACAAAGCUGCAAUCGCAUGUAGUUCAAAGGAAAGUAUUCGGAGCGAAACGCACAGAUGUAGACUAGCUGUUGUUGUGCAUGUCUCCUAAGUGUUAGUUGUGAUGUAAGCGCCGCGAGGUGCUGAGGUACGAUGCAAUAUUUGCAUUCCAGUUUUGUGUUUUAAGUUUAGCAGCCGAGGGUAGUAGUUGUUAAUGUUUAUUUAAAAUCACAUUGCCAAAUAAUUUGGGUGUUGUGCUAUUAUUUAUUUAACAAGAAAAUCGAAAAUCAAUUUAUUACUUUCCAUCACUAAUUUUAUUUGUUUGAUCGAGAGUGAAUAAUUAAAGUUGUAUACUAAAUGAUUUUACAAAUGUUUCAAUCAUUACAAUUUUUAUGCAUUUUAAAAUGUUUAGUCAAAUCAAUUACAUGAUAUUAUUCAUAAUAAUAUUUAUUAUUCUAUGUAUUGUUCUCAUGUUAUUUUAUUUCAUUCAACUGUAGUCAAAUGACAGUAUUUUUAUAACAAAAUUGUAUAAGGAUGAAGGGUUCAGCCAGAGAACGUCUGCAUCCGGUGUUGCUACGCUAAAUUUGACGUAAUAAAUGCAUAUCGACACCGAUGUCGCACGUACUUCCGGCCUGUAUUACGUAUAUCUGAUAAGCAUUAUGUAGGUUUAGCGAAAUAGAAAUAACUCGGGAGACGAACUCCAGGCACCAAAUCUUAUUGGUUCAAUGUUAUUCUCGUAUUAUGGUGAUAUAGUGCGUCGCGCUCGGCGCAGAGCUCAAUAUUUUUAGUGACCCUUAAGAAAAUUAAUACCUCUUUUGAAAAGAAUAUAAUAAUUAUUACAUAGUAUAUUCAAUCGAUGAUCACAUAUUAUGUAUUUCCCUGUUUAUUUUGAUGUGAUAUCAUAAAUGACUGAUCUGAAUUUAGUUUUUAAGUUGGUUAUCGAUGUGCAGUGCUAUUUCGAGAGUAUAAUUAAGAUUUAAUAUUGAAAAGUGCCAAUGCUCGUAAUUUAAUCUAUAUGACUGUUCCUUUAAUGUAGCUGUGACAGCUCGACUCCAACAUCGGAAGAGAGCUCGUCUCAUCUUGUCCACUUCAGUAUAAUAUUAUUAAGCAAACUUCCUUCUAACGCUAAGUAUAUCAAAUGUUAAUGUUUGUAACGAACCACGUAACGUGCACAAUCUCAGUAAUGCUUGCAAUAUUAUGUAUAAAAUGUUUUAAUUCCUCAAUUUAAUUUAAUCCAGCGUAAUGUUAAGAGUACAAUAUUUAAUGAUGUUAUAUCAUUCUAGUAUCAAAAUUAACCGAAGAUGUUAAUAUUAUUAUUAUUAGUUAGGUAAAAUUUUAAACUAGCUUCGUAUAAUUGGGAUGUUUUAGUAUUUAGUAGUGUAUAAUUACUACGUAGUGGCAAGCAAGAUGUCUCGUGUGUGAUGUGAAUAAUGUUAGUGGCAAUAAUACUCGAUGUAAGCUCCCUGCCAAGAGAGUUGUACAGGGUCGCGAGCAUACACAACUGAAAGAUAGACACUAGGCGUUUAUUUGUUGUAAUUAUAAUAAUAGCCGUAGGUAUUUUAUCGUACUUAAAUAAUUAUUCUUGCGAUGCCUUAAUUCUGGUUGUCAAUUAGACACGUCUCUGCCUAGAGUGUUAUCAUUGUUUUUAUUUAUUUUAGUUUUUGCUGUUCCGGCUUCCUCCGUGAACUUCCAGUCCAGGCUGUUCUUUUAAAAUAAUUUUGAGGUCGAUUUAUUUUUACCUAAGUGUUCUUAUUAAAUGUUACCAAAAUGUUUUUAAUAAAAUAUUUUUAUAUGUAA
Molecule: messenger RNA, 4709 nt
Organism: Bombyx mandarina (wild silkworm)
Lineage: Eukaryota; Metazoa; Arthropoda; Insecta; Lepidoptera; Bombycidae
Source: RefSeq, a predicted model, not a curated record